Messenger RNA from Drosophila obscura, 1264 nucleotides. Its product is annotated as malate dehydrogenase, mitochondrial. Gene Ontology annotation, cellular component: cytoplasm; mitochondrion. The coding region runs from base 73 to 1092 and encodes 339 amino acids. Gene Ontology annotation, molecular function: L-malate dehydrogenase (NAD+) activity. The transcript has a single exon. Gene Ontology annotation, biological process: malate metabolic process; tricarboxylic acid cycle. The record is from RefSeq and is a predicted model, not a curated record. Lineage: Eukaryota; Metazoa; Arthropoda; Insecta; Diptera; Drosophilidae.
UUUUUUACAGUAAUACAAAUUAUAUUUUUUAUUUCCAUCCAGACCUGAUCAUCGUAAAUACUUAAUUUUGAAAUGUUGCUUAAGAAAUUCAAGGCAAAGAUAGUCCCCUCCAGCUUUCCCUGGUGCGUGAUGGUACGUACCGUCUUCAAGGUCGCGAUUGUGGGUGCUGGCGGCGGGAUUGGACAGCCACUGUCGCUGCUCCUGCGCCAGGUCGAGGGUAUCGACGAGCUUGCCCUGCACGAUCUGCGUGGAACGAAAGGAAUCGCGGCCGAUACCGGACAUAUAUCCGAACAUGGAACGGUAAGUGGCUACGUGGGCAAGGAAGAGCUGGAGCCGGCAUUGCUGGGCGCCAAUUUAGUGGUGGUAACCGCGGGAAUGCCCCGCGUCCCGGGCAUGACGCGGGACCAUCUGAUGCAGGCCAAUGGUGGCAUUGCCAUCCAUGUGACCAAAGCUAUUGCCUGCGCCUGUCCCGAGGCACUGAUCGCUAUCUCCACGAACCCCAUCAACAUUGUUGUCCCGACUGCCGCUGAGGUUCUCAAGGAAGCUGGGGUCUUCAAUCCAAACCACCUGUUCGGGAUCACCACCUUGGAUGUGGUGCGCUCCAAGAAGUUCAUUGGCGACCACAUGAACAUCAAUCCGCUGAAGGUGAAUAUCCCGGUGAUCGGAGGGCACACCGGACCCACCAUCCUGCCGCUCUUCUCCCAGUGCCAGCCCGCGUUCAGGGGCGACAACGAAGACAUCGAGAGACUCACGCAUCGCAUCAAGGAAGCCGGCACUGAAGUGGUUUUGGCCAAGGGCGGCGCUGGUUCGGCCACUCUUUCCAUGGCCUAUGCCACUUGCUGUUUCGUGCAGUCCCUGAUUCGGGCCCAAAACGGACAGGAGGCCAUCAUUGAGUGCUCCUUUGUCGCAUCCGAUGUGGCAGACGCCCCCUUCUUCGCCGGUCCCGUGGAGCUGGGGAAGGAAGGCAUCAAGCGCUGUUUAAAAAUCCCUCAACUGAAUGAAUUCGAACAGAAGUCCCUGGACAAACUGCUCCCCAUCCUGAGGAAAAACAUCGAGGACGGCGUCAACUUUGCCAAAACAUUUACGAAAUAAUAAGCCCAAUAUAAAAAAUAUAUUAAGUGGUAUACUCUUUAACUCCAUUUUUGGCUUGGGGCUAAGCCUGUAAAACUAAGAGCAGGGAGAAAUGCAGGAGCGGGGCAUCAAAAAAACCAUUCUUACGAUGCCAAAUAAAAAUUCUUGGCUCUCUUGGCGUGAAAAACUACAC